UACUUCCCUUACAUCAUGGUUUGAAUUUGCGGGAAAAUUAAUGUAAAAGUUUGAAAAUGGAUGAAUUUGAUGAACAGUUUGCCGAUGAGUUGGAGGCUUUGGGGGAACUUGAUCAAGAUCCCCCUUCUCCCAAGCCAAGAAGGUCUCUCAACUUCACCACACCAAAAAGCAAACUGGGAUCUUCCGAAGCUCUUGGGGGCAUUAACAGUCCUCUCAAGAAUGGGACAUUGCUGCUGAACUCGGGCCAGAAGAAGCGAGGCCGACAUUGUGACAGCCAGUCUGACAGUGACUUGGAGUAUGGUGAGGAAGAUUUGAAAGUCUCAGCUCCAGUCAAUAAGAAAUCUAAAGUGGACAUAAUUCCUGACGAGGAACUGUGGGAUGAUGAGCCAAAACAGUCUCCAAAAAUCAAGGGUCUUCAUGACCAUAAGGGAAGGUCAAAGGUCAUAUCUGCUGCUUGCCUUGACCUAGUUGAGGCGGAGCAAGAUUCUCCGGACCAUCGACUGAUGCAGAGGAUUAUUGAGCACAGGAGUAAACACGUGGGACGUGAACUAAAACUUGAUAACAAAGAUGCAGCUCAUGCCGACCGUCUACUGGAUGGUUAUGACUAUGAAAGGCCACGGGUUCACAGGAGAAUACCAGCAGGCACUGCCUUUCUGGCCACCACAGGCACAGAGGGUAACAGAGUAUACAUGAAAGUAAAGGACGACCUGCAGUACGAACAACAGUUUGGCAAUAUUGGGAAAACAAUGCAGAAGAGUAACCUGUUGUCUGUCCCCAUCAUUGCACUGAGAGAGCAACUGGAAGAGGAGAGGCGUGCCCAUCUCUUGGCAGAAUCACAGUCGCUCAGUGAAAACAUACACAGAGUGCUGGAUGAGGAUGACCAGGGAUUUCAGGACGAGGAGGGAGAGGGGGAUGAGGAACAUGCCCUGCCCCUCCCCCUGCCCCAGGGGCCACAGAAAUUGCUCUGGGUGGACAAGUACACGCCUGCGAGAUACACAGACCUGCUCAGUGAAGAGCACAUCAAUCGCAGCCUGCUACACUGGCUCAAGAUGUGGGACUAUGUGGUGUUCAACAAGGACCUGCCCUUGAAGAUCAAGGAGAAGAAGAAGGAGGAACCCAAGAAGUUCAAGAAGAAAAACCAGCCUGAAGUUCUGGACGAGCUCGAUAAACAUCUUAGGCCUUUACAGAAGGUGGCGCUGUUGUGUGGUCCUCCGGGGCUAGGGAAGACAACUUUAGCACACAUCAUUGCACGUCAUGCUGGCUACAACGUGAUUGAGAUGAACGCCAGUGAUGACCGUAGUGCCGAGGUGUUCAAGAACAAGAUCGAGUCCUCCACACAGAUGAAGGCGGUUCUGGGACCUGACCCUCGACCCAACUGCCUGGUUAUUGACGAGAUAGACGGGGCUCCAGAGGCUACCAUCAAUGUACUGUUAAAUGUGAUCAGAAAAACAGAUGCUCCAGAGGGCAAAGAAGUCAAGGAGGGGAAGAAAAAGAAGAAAGAGGAGGGGGGCAUUCUCCGGAGACCAAUUAUCUGUAUAUGUAACGACCAGUACGUGCCAGCCCUGAGACUGCUACGGCAGAAUGCUCUCAUCAUCAAUUUUCCCCAGACAGACCCUACAAAACUGGCUGCCAGGUUACAUGAGGUCAUACGUCUGGAGAACAUCAGGUCAGACAUGAACACCCUUCUGGCACUAUGUGAGAAAACAGACAAUGACAUCAGGUCUUGCUUAAAUACCCUGCAGUUCAUCAAGGGUAGGAGUAAGGAGCUGAGCCUGCGGAACAUCCAGUCUCUCACAGUGGGCCAGAAGGACUCCCACAAGAGCCUGUUUUCUGUAUGGUAUGAUGUGCUCACUCUGCCAAAACCAAAAAGACAAAAAUUUGUCAACGUACAUGAGUCCAAUACCAGAGACCUUGUGUUGAACACCUCCCAAUCAGCCAGGUUCAGCAACGUGUUGUCCCUUGUUCAGGGAGCUGGGGAGAACGAGAAAGUCACCCAGGGGCUCUUUGAGAACUACCUGGAGUGCAAAUUCAAAGACCCCUACAUGGAUGGGGUAUCCAUGGCAACAGACUGGCUGUGUUUCAACGACCAGCUGACGGAGUACAUACAGCACCAGCAGGACUACAGUCUGAUGCCGUACUUGUUCUACCUCUCCGUUGGCUUCCAUUUCCUGUUUGCGUCCAACACACCGCCCAAGAUACAGUAUCCACAUGCCAUGGCGGAUUGCCAUCAGCGACUGAAGAAAAGCGAGAAUCUUGUAACGGCAAUGCUUGCUGACAUCUCACCUGCUGUACGAAAGUACCUGAACCUGGCCGUUGUCAUAGGCGAUAUUCUGCCACCCCUUAUGGAUAUCAUUCAGCCGACAUUUAGACCCGUAAACACCCAGCUGUACAGUUCGAAGGAGAAGGAAGACUUGAGACACCUGGUGAGCACCAUGAUCUCCUACAACCUCACCUACAUUCAGGAGAAGUCCCUGGAAGGACAGUACAACUAUAUUCUAGAGCCGCAUGUUGAGGAGGCUGUAAGGUUCCCGGGUAUGCCCCAACAUAAGCAGCUGACCUACUCCUCCAAACAGCUCGUGGCCAGAGAGAUAGAGCUGGAGAAGAUGAGGAGAAGUGAGAUUGCCAGGGCACCAAAACCAGAACCGAAAGAAACCACAAAGAACACGCCAGGCAAGCCAGGAGUGCACGCGGCCUCAACAGAAGGGGAGAAAACUCCCGUGGUGCCCAGUCACCUUCAGAGGCUGACAGCUAAACCCCUCGGGAAGCAGGAGGAAGUGCCAGUGAAGGAUUUCUUUGGGCGAGUGUUGAAGUGCACGACACCUGAGGCCAAGGCUGCUGUGUCAGAUGAACCCAAGAAGACCAACGUGCUAGCCACCGAUAUUUGGUUCCACUUCCAGGGAGGCUACUCCAACGCCGUUCGGAGAAACGUGCGCGUGAAAGAGUUCUUCUGAUAUCGAUUAUUUUCCUUAGGUUUCUCAUGCUGAACGUUUAUAUUUAUUAGUCCCCUAUCGGUUGUACCGGAGGGGACUUAUGGUUUGCGCUCUGUGUGUCCGUCCGUCAGUCAGUCAGUCACACUUUUCUGGAUCCUGCAAUAACUUUAAAAGUUCUUAAUAUUUUUUCAUGAAACUUUUAACAUGGAUAGAUGGCAAUAAGGACAUUAUGCACGUCUUUUCAUUUUGUUCCUACGUCAAAAAUUCUGGUUGCUAUGGCAACAAAUAAAAAAUAUUUUUUUUUAUAUAUUUCUGACAAUGGUGGAGCCGGUAGGGGGCUUAUAUUGCUUGACAAUAGUCUUGUUAUUAAUAUUUUCAAAUCUGUUGUCUAUACAUGUAUGAUUUUUGAUACGACAUAAAGAAAUCUAUAAAACCUCUGGAUAUUGCUGGACCUUAUAACCUGUGUUUCAUGUCUCUAUGUCAAGGCUUUUACCAUUCCGAAGAAUAGAGAAAAAUCACC
Dreissena polymorpha is the source of this 3450-nucleotide messenger RNA. Its product is annotated as chromosome transmission fidelity protein 18 homolog. The coding region runs from base 57 to 2951 and encodes 964 amino acids. NCBI's taxonomy places the organism in Eukaryota, Metazoa, Mollusca, Bivalvia, Myida, Dreissenidae. The transcript has 24 exons. The record is from RefSeq and is a predicted model, not a curated record. Gene Ontology annotation, molecular function: ATP hydrolysis activity; ATP binding.